Messenger RNA from Limulus polyphemus (Atlantic horseshoe crab), 4382 nucleotides. RefSeq names its product serine/threonine-protein phosphatase alpha-2 isoform-like. Bases 184 to 1173 code for a protein of 329 amino acids. The record is from RefSeq and is a predicted model, not a curated record. Gene Ontology annotation, cellular component: nucleus; cytoplasm. Gene Ontology annotation, molecular function: protein serine/threonine phosphatase activity. NCBI's taxonomy places the organism in Eukaryota, Metazoa, Arthropoda, Merostomata, Xiphosura, Limulidae. The transcript has 7 exons.
AGAGUGUAUAUAGUUUAGGAGUGUAUUUGACGAUGUGAGUACGGUUAGUCGGUCAACGAGGAUUAAUUUGGUUUAAUUGUGAUGUAUGUGGGUUAGUAGCAUAUCAUCAGUAUUUGGUGCACAGAAAGGAUCUGAAUUUUGAAAACUAUUUGAAGUAAUAAAAACAGUUCAAAAAUAUACAUAAUGGCGGAUUCUGAUAAAUUAAAUAUCGAUAACAUUAUCGCUCGACUCUUGGAAGUAAAAGGCUCUCGUCCUGGUAAAAAUGUUCAGUUAAGUGAAGCAGAAAUUCGAGGGCUGUGUUUAAAAUCACGAGAAAUAUUUCUUAGUCAGCCCAUCCUCUUGGAACUGGAGGCACCAUUAAAGAUUUGUGGUGAUGUGCAUGGCCAGUUUUAUGAUCUGUUACGUCUCUUUGAGUAUGGGGGAUUCCCACCCGAGAGUAACUACUUAUUCCUCGGUGACUACGUAGAUAGAGGAAAACAGUCUUUAGAGGCAAUAUCCCUUUUGUUAGCAUACAAAAUCAAAUAUCCAGAGAACUUCUUUCUUCUACGAGGAAAUCACGAGUGCGCUAGCAUCAACAGAAUCUAUGGAUUUUACGAUGAAUGUAAAAGAAGAUACAACAUCAAACUUUGGAAAACUUUCACAGACUGUUUCAACUGUUUGCCAGUAGCUGCGAUUGUUGAUGAAAAGAUCUUUUCUUGCCACGGAGGCUUAAGUCCAGAUCUUCAGUCCAUGGAGCAGAUCCGUCGUAUCAUGCGACCUACAGACGUGCCGGACCAAGGCCUCUUAUGCGAUUUACUGUGGUCAGAUCCAGAAAAAGAUGUUAUGGGAUGGGGAGAAAAUGAUCGUGGUGUUUCUUAUACCUUUGGUGCUGAUGUAGUUGCCAAGUUCUUAAACAAACAUGAUCUGGAUUUAAUAUGUAGAGCUCACCAGGUGGUAGAAGAUGGUUAUGAAUUCUUUGCGAAGCGUCAGUUGGUUACCCUUUUCUCAGCUCCAAAUUAUUGUGGCGAGUUCGACAAUGCAGGAGCUAUGAUGAGCAUUGAUGAAACUCUUAUGUGCUCAUUUCAGAUUCUGAAACCUGCAGACAAAAAGAAUUUUCCAUAUAGCAAGACGGCAUCUAAUCGACCAAAUACGCCACCUAGAGGCCAAGUCGGUAAGAAAAACAGCAAAAAAUGAUGACCGAUUACCUUUUCUGCAUGAAGAACUUUAAUAGUUUGAAAUACUUUGUAUUGUGGAUGAUCGUAUAGGUAGUGGUUUGAAUUCAUGUCAAUCUUUCAGUAGUUGCAGGGGGUCAUGUUACACCAGUGGUCACAGUGUGUGUGGGGGGAAUGUAGAAAACUUCAAUGUUUAAUAAUGAUUUUCCCUCGUGUUAAUAAUCAUUUGUAUUGUAAAGUUUAUUAUUUAUUAUAAAGGAAUAUUAUAAAAUCAUGGGUACACUAUAGAUGCGUAUGCUUAAUCACAUGCACAUGAUUUUAAGGACCAGGUAGUAAGGGUAUCAAGCUCCUAAUGUGCGUCAUGCCACAACUGAAGGGUUAAGAAUAGGAGAUCUAUGAACAAAAGACAAAUAAUUUUGCAGUUCAGUUCCAGUGUUUUAUUGCUUUAUAAUAUGAAACUUAAGAAAUCGUCAUCACGUCUUGUAUCUUGUACAUUUACAAACGAUAACUAUGAAUUUAAGUUUCAAACUCAUUAUGAUAUAAAGCGACCAUAGACUUGUACACGGUUUUGGGCUUGUAUUCACUUGUAGACUCUUACAUUUCACCAAUAUAUGUAGACACGUUCACAUACAGUAAAAACUUCAAAUCUGGUCCUUUAUUUUGUAAAUUUCAAGUUUCUUUUUUCAUUGACUAAUAUAUCAGUUGCUUUUUUAUGUCUAUCUCCUUAAACCUUGAUAUGCUGCUUAGAAAAGUCAUUCGUGCAUUUUAAAUGUAACAAAAUAAAAUUCAUAUUAUUAUCAACUUUGACUAACUAUUUUUUUUUGUAAAUGCACAAGUACAUUAUCUUAUUCUUGUAUCGAAUAUCUUUAGGGUUCAAGAACCGUGAAUAUCUUAAAUUAACUUAAUAGUUUUUACUAAGAAUGUGUGUAAUGUUGUUUAAAGAAGUAUACUUUUCUCUUAGAUUACGUUUCUAUGUAUAUAUAAAGAUAAUAUUACACAGUGGUAUAAGAUUUAAAAAAUUAACUAUCUUCAUUAACGUUCUGUCAGUCGAUCAUUUUUGAUGAUAAACUUCGAGCACUGGACAAAAACCUGAAAAAGCACACCUGGUCUUUCAAAGACUAAAAAUCAGCCCUUCAGUUUCUGUUUGCACAAGGAGUGUAGCUUUAUGUUUACCGAGGUGUUUUAGCUAUGCGGAUAGUGGCUCAAAUUGUAAUUAUUGCUCUUCCUGCAUGCGCAACUACCAAAAUUUUGUCAGUCAAUACUCCUUUGAGAAGCAAUGUUAUAGUAUAGUCCAAAUGAUGAACUUUUCAUGUCUUUAAAAUACAUUCUUCAGAAGGUUUUGUUUUUUCUUUACUAAACUGCAAUCAUUAGUAUGUGGAUUAAGGUAUUAUGAAUACUAGGCAUUUUAGCUAAACAUUUUCAGACAAGUUUUUGAAAAAUUUCAUUUUGUAUUUACACAAUCUGUUAUUUUUAAAGGCAUAGAUACUUAGUUUUGUACGGAUUAACUUAUUUCAAAGUAUACCACUUGCUCUGGUUCGCUAUUUGAACUUCGGUCAAAAUUGCUGGUGCCCAUAUCUCUUAAUUUAUUUCUUUUUUUAGGUGUAAAAUUUUUGUUUUAAUUAAUGGUAGUUUUGAUGUAUUUGCAUAUAAAAAUGCUACAAUUAUUACAACUCAAGAUAAAGGACUGUAAGUUUAUAAUGAAAGGAAGAAACUUGUGAAUUGUUUCAAUAUUAGAUGUUUGUGUAGUUCUGAAAUUUUAAUUUGAUGGAUUGUAUCCAUAUGACACCGACUGGCAGUAGUUUAGGGAAGUUACUAAAAUAGUUAUUUCUUAAGAAGUUAAGACCAUUCUGUCCAGUCUUAUAGGCUGCUGUUUGCCAAACUGUUUCUUUGUUUAUAAUUUCUAUUUUAUAUAUGACAUGUGGCUGUUUGAUAUUUUUGUAUCUUGUUUUAACAGAAUUUCACUGUUGGCAACAUAUGGAAAGUGUUUGUUUAGCCGAUACAUUCUUGUUUUUUUGUAUAUUUCUAGAAAGACAACUGAAGAGUAUUAAUUUGAUGUAAACCUUUUAGUAAUUUCAACAAUAUUUGAUUCACGUAAAACUGUUAUUUUGUGUAUGUGGCAAGUUCAUGCCUUGUUGUUUGCCACUGUUCUAAGCUAUAUUAUUUCAGGAAAGUAUACCAUUUGUUAAAGUAAAUUUUAGAUGUAAGAAUUUUAUAAAAUAAUAAUUUCUCCAAUUUCCUACUUGGGCAUGAGAAAUCAUUUGUUCCUGAACCAGAUCUUAUGAAACAUACCUGUUGAGGACCACUAAGAUUUUUUCCAUGUGUCAGCAUUAUUUCUGAAUUUUUAGUGUCCUUUAAAUGUUAAGAAGGCCAAAUCACAGUCUUUAGGUACAUAAUAACAGAUUUUGCCAUCUUUAUAAAAAAAAAACAACAACAACAAUUUGCAUAGCAUUGUAAGUGUUGAAACAGUUGUGAAUAAUUUAAUCCAGUCACGCAAUAGGGUAAAAUACAAAUAAUACUAAUUGUAACGAACUGCCAAAGUUUAUAAAUUGAAAUUUAAGGUUUACUUUAUAAGAAUUAUUAGUGAAAAAAUUAAAAUAUUCUUUAAAAAAGCACAAUAUAACCUUCUAGUAAGAAGAAUAUAUUAACUCUUAAGUCGCACCUUUUUUUUUUUUUUUUUUUUGUAUUUUUGGUCAUAUUCCCAAAAACCUCGUACUUAAAAAGUUCUAGUUCUCUACUGAAAUGAAGGUUUUAUUAUACACUCUACAUUAAAAAUCUUUUUUUUGUCAUUUUCGAUAGUAAAUGUAUAUCCUUGUAAUCAGUAGUUGUUUUCUUCGCCAUCAAUACGGGAAGUGUGUAGCAGUGUUAAGAAGUUUAAUCUUGAAGUCAAUUUUAGGAAGUACAUUUUUUUACAUAUUGGUUUUUGGGAAUGAUUUAUGCACUUUUAUCAUUUUAAUCAAGUACAAAAUAUUUAAAUUAUUGGAGGGAUGUUUCCAUACUUAGUGUGGUAAUGUUCACUUAUAUUGUAAAAUGUUAAUUUUUUGAAAAAUGUAAACAUUUUAAAUGAUUUUACCUCCAUAAUGUCAUUAGUGAGAUUCUGUACAGACUGUUUAUUCUCGUGUGUGAAUUUAAUCUAUUUUAGAAUAAAAGCUUUUAAAAUAGUUUGUGUAUGAUGAAGUAGUUAGAAGCUAUUUCAUCUUUAAUAAUUGUAUAAUAAAAAUAUUCCUCUAUUAA